Molecule: messenger RNA, 3853 nt
Organism: Durusdinium trenchii
Lineage: Eukaryota; Dinophyceae; Suessiales; Symbiodiniaceae
Source: the annotation of a GenBank genome assembly
AGCCCCCUUUGGCACAAUCCGCCGGCGCCGGCGCCAGUCGCAACGCUAGAGUUGCCAUGGCCUUAGACCGCACAGGUUCGCCACCGGUGGCGACCUCGCCGACGGUGCCCAAGCUGUCGCCCUCCGCAUCACGGCAGAGCUUAUCCUCCGACGUGUCCUCGAAGACGUUGAGGAAAGCGAGCUUCUUGGGGCCCGACGACAAUAGCGAGGUGCAUGCCUUCACCUUGAAGAACUUCAUCUACCAGGAUAAGUUGGAGACGAAGAUUCGACAUGAGCUUCGGGCCACGCAGUCCAUUAGUCUUGAGCAUGCGAACAAGGCCGAGGCCAAACACGAGAAGAACAAGGAGGCAUUUCCCGAUGGCGAGGCCUGCCUUUGUGACAUCACCACGGGGCAGAGCUUGAAUAGCAAAGUAGCCAAAGAAGCGAAGGUGGUCACCAUGGGCAUCCGAGGUGGCGCUGCGAAGCGCGUCCUACUGCCAGCUGUCCUGGAACUGCAGGGCGAGGUGCGGACGACCUUCUCGUUCCUCAUGAGUUUGGCUUUCUUUUUGCUGUUCUCCGCAGCCUGUCAGAUGCAUUACCGAACCUAUGCUGUCCAUUUGCAAGAAAAGAACUUGAGGAUUCAACUCACCGACGCAGCCACGGAGGUGAACGAGAUUCCUCAGAUGUUCGAGUGGAUGGAACAGAGCUGGUUCCCUUUUCUUUGGUCUGCGCCCAACGCUGCAGGCACCACUGAGAGUUUGCUGCCAAGUCGACAGCUCACGCUUCUGGGCGGCUCGCUGCUGAAGGUCAUCAGCAGUCCCGCCGAGCCCUGCAUCUACGUCUCCGGCGCCACCUGUUACGACCAAGGUGAGAGGGCCUACAACUAUGACCCGGUGCUGAACGGCUGGGAGGUUCACCGCCGGCUUAGCGAGACCAGUCUCGACCCCAACUCAAACGACGCACUGUACCCAGGGCGGCCGGGCUAUUUGAUGUCAGCCUACCAGUGGCUCGACCGGCUUAGAGGCUCCAGCUUGACUGGAAGCACUACUGCUUGGCAGGCGCUGGAGCCUUCCAAGCCCUCCAAGCAACGCCGAGCCCGGGCUCGGCACCGCCGCGUGGGCAAUCUGCCGCGCAAGGCGCGCAGGGUCUUGCAGGGCGGUUUGGAGGGCUUGCCCAGCAAGAAGACGAAGAGAAGUCGUCAUGGCUGGAUGAGAGCCUUCUUCGAGAGGUCAGAGGGCAAGGAUCGCAAACCGGAGGAUGCCAGGCGUUUGGCACCCACGUCCUCAGUCAUCAUGGACGGCUUGCCUGACCCUGUGGGAUAUGAGAAGGCCUCGGUGACGGUGAUUCCAAUGAGUCGGACCUUGGGGAACGUGUCCUUGCAGCUCCAAGCCUGGCAGACGGACUUGAGUCGCUUGGUCACGGAGAGGACCCUCAUCGUGGGUGUGGAGACGAUGGUGCGCAACGAGCAGACCCAGCUCUUGACCCAUGUCUUUGUGAACUUCCUGCUGAGCCGUUCAGGCGCAAUCUUCGUGCAAGUCCGGCUGCUCUCGCUGCACACGGUGAAUGACGGCUGGGCCAUGAUCUUCGCGGGGGUGUGGGUGAUCUUUCUCAUCGGCUUCAUCAUGGUCCUUUUAGCACAGAUCGUGAUGGCCUUCUCCAACGGCAAGGCAGCUGCCCAUUUCACUCGCUUCUCUACGAUCAUUCAGUGGGCCAUUGUGCUGAUCGGCGUGAUCAGUGUGAUCCUCAUGCUCACCGAACGCUUGGAGAUGAGACGUGCCAAAGACCUCGUUGAGGACUACAUGAAAGCAAGGCCCAAGGUCUUGGCGGCAACCAUCGAAGACUUCGACAUCAGCUGGUUCAACUUGCUUCACUUUGUGAUCUUCUGGGCAACCCGCGCAGAUAGUGAUUUGCUGAUUUUGGUGACCAUGUUCCACAUCCUGAUCCUGGCGCAAUUCUUGAUCGCCUCCAAGGGGCAACCACGACUGGCUUUGUUGGUGAACACUUUGGAAAUGGCCUUCCAAGACAUCGUCCACUUGUUCGUGGUUUUCCUCUUCAUCUUCAGCGCUUUCGUCAUUGCCGGGCACAUCCUCUUCGGCUCCAAGCUCAAGGACUUCUCCACGGUCUACGGUUCCUUCGCCAAGAGCCUGGAGCAGGUGGUCUCGUUCAAGACUGACUGGGAUGUGAUUACUGAGCAGGACUGGUGGACGGCGGCCAUUUGGGUUUGGUUGAUGAUCAUCGUGGUCAGUCUGGUGGUGAUCAACAUUGUCCUGGCAGUGAUCUUCGACUGCUACGGGAAAAUCCGCUCUGGCAUCACCGACAAGGACACUCUGUGGACCACCAUCCAGCGGCAAGCCAUGGCUUUGAGGUACACCAGCUCGUGGUAUGCCACAGUGGACUUGCUCACGGGCAUCAAGAACGCCAAGUCCGACAACCUCACCCCCGAAGGCUUCCGAGAGAUCUUCCGUGGCAUCACCGACGAGCAGGUGGAACAGAUCUACGAGCUGGCGGAGAUUCGUGCCAAGAACGAUACCAUCAAAGGGCAGCCCACGCUCCUGGGCGAAGCCAUCGCCAGCAUCCUCCUGGGCAUCGACGACGUCCGGGAUGGUGUUCGCACCAUCCAGGACAAGAACUUCAAGAGCCUCAAGGAGUCAAAGAUUUGGCUUGAGGAGUUCAAGCACCCGCUCACCGCGUGUGAUCCUGUGUGGGAUUUAGGCCCCAACACUUACCAGAUCGUCUCCAACACCGGCUGCGACGUACGCGACUUACCCGACAUGGUCUCGCCAGUGGUCACCAGGCUCGCCAAGGGCGACAAGGUGGACCUGGUGAAAACCCAGGACUACGUGGGAGGUGAAGGCUUGCGGCGUUUGAUGGGGCAGUUGGCGGAGCCCAACUGCGGCUGGAUCCCGAUCUUCGAUCCCGAGACAGGCUAUGCCUGGGCGGAGGUUUGGAAGGAUCCGAAGAUUAAGGAGCCCGAUUUCGAAGGUUCCUACACCAUCCUCCACGAGAACGCCUGCGUGCGUGAGGACAUCUCCUUGAAUUCACCGGAAGUGGCACAGCUUGAGGCUGGGACCAUGGUGAGCGUCCUGGAGGUGGUGCUGGACUACUUUGACGAGGAGCAUUUGGCGCAUCGCAAGCGCGGCCGUCUCUUGCAUCCGGAAGGCUGGAUCUCAUUGAUGGAUCGGGACACAGGGUAUCGCUUUGCAGAGCGCUCCAAAAUUCAAGAGCCCUUUGGGAAGUGGGUCGCCAGCAAAGACAUGGACAUCACUGUGGAACCCACUUCCAGGGAGGCCUUGAGCCAAGUGCAUGUGGGCGACGCGGUGGAUAUUCUGCAGAUGCGUUCUGCCAGCCUGGAGACGUCCAAGGCCAUGCACCUCUUUGGCUUAACGAAGAUCGGAGGCUGGAUGCCUCUCAAGAACCUGGCCUCCGGCGACGCCUUCGCCGAGGCGAAGCCAGAGCUCAAUGAGCCGGAGAUUCCUCCAGAGGAGGAUACCAGCAAGCUUCCGAGGAACCCACCCAGAUGGGUUCAAGAUGGAUUGCUGUGCCACCUUCAACGGCAGCAUCGCAAUAUGAUCAUGAUGACGGAGAAGUUCCAAACCAUUCAGAUGGGCUUUGAGCAAAAGGGCAUCAACUUGGAACCUGUGCUGCCGGACGACGAGCCGCCCUUGCCAGACUUCGAGACGAUGCUGAAGCCCUCGCGCUUCGCGCAGCAAAACCCAGGCCAUGUGGCCGUGCGCCGGCCGCUUCAGCCUGCCGUGAACCUCCCCGAGCCCUCGGCGAAGAUGUCCUCCCAGUCUUUGAAGAGCCGUUUGCAUCACUUCGUCUCCUCCAUCUGAGCAAGCCUCCGGCCUCUGACUUGAGCUUUCGCAAAAAGGAC